AUGGAGAGUGUGUUGUUCGUGACGAGAAGCGAUGGAAGGCCUACAGGAGACGCAUUCGUGCAGUUUUCCGAUGAAGAGCAAGGACAACGAGCAUUGACAAAGCACCGCCAGACAAUCGGAAAUCGCUACAUCGAGCUGUUCCGUAGCACCAGUGCCGAAGUUCAACAGGUA
Messenger RNA from Ostertagia ostertagi, 171 nucleotides. The record is from the annotation of a GenBank genome assembly. Lineage: Eukaryota; Metazoa; Nematoda; Chromadorea; Rhabditida; Trichostrongylidae.